AUGAGCAAACUAUUCCAUUAUGCAUUCGAUGCUGUAUUGAUAACAGCAUUAUUAGCUGGUAUUAAGAAAUCAACAGGCUUGCAGCCUGCAACUUCUAAAAUUGAGAAUAAAACAGUGCGAAAUUAUGUUGAAAAAUAUUUAAAUUUUGGAGAAUGGAUGUUUGACAUGGGAGCCGUAUACCUUAGUCACUCUAGUUUCUUUAUUAAAGACAACAACAACAAGAAGUAA
This is a messenger RNA of Mycotypha africana, 228 nucleotides long. RefSeq lists its product as uncharacterized. Lineage: Eukaryota; Fungi; Mucoromycota; Mucoromycetes; Mucorales; Mycotyphaceae. Gene Ontology annotation, cellular component: cytoplasm. The transcript is spliced from 2 exons. The record is from RefSeq and is a predicted model, not a curated record. The coding region runs from base 1 to 228 and encodes 75 amino acids.